UUGAACAGCUCACCUUGACGCUAGAUAGCCGAAGUGCCCGCUUGCAUAUCACCAUCAUGCACCUGCCACAUGGUGUCAACGGCCUCUUGGGCCGAGAUGCUCUCUCUCAACUAGGGGUUCGACUAACUAAUGAAAACCCCUUUUAGCAGUGGCCACUGUCGAGCGGUCUUUCCCCAUACCUUUGACCUGGCUAACCAACGACCCGGUAUGGGUGGAACAGUGGCCUCUUAAGAAGGAGAGACUGCAACAAGCCCAUCUAUUGGUACAAGAGCAACUUGCUGCUGGCCACUUGCGGCCAUCAACAAGCCCCUGGAACAUCCUGCCCGCUGAGCACACGUUGCUUGGUGCUGUCACCCAAGCAAAAAACAAAAAGGGGGAGACUACUAGACCACUGGCAGCUGUAUCAACUCCAAAACCCCUGCUGAGUGUGCAACCACCCUCUUGCAGGGGCUGAAUGUUUUAAUGACUUGGGAUCCUCAAGAGCUGCAGCUAUUGGGCUCCCAAAGGAUAGGACACCAAAAAGAGGGGUGGAGUAAGACUUGCUUUGUAUUUGGGGACAAGUUUAGGGGUGUGAACGUUAUGGUACAUGUAGCCCAAAUGCUGGGUGUACUGUCUAAAGGCCCUGAGAAAAAUUUCCAAUGGACAGACGUGUCACCUGGGCCACCUUAUGAUGACUUCUUAUCUCUUGGCGGAUACUGUGGCACUAGUAUUUGUAAUGCACACAGUGGAUUUCAUGCCUAUAAUUGUAGUACAGGAGCUUAUGGGGCCACCAGUGUUCUCUUCAGUAAUACUGAGGACAUUAGGAAGAGUAACAUACCUCUGCUAUGGAACAACAAGACAGCCAAGGCCUUACCGCCCAACGUGUUUCUAAUAUGUGGUGACAGAGCAUGGCAGGGGAUACCGAGGAAUGCCUAUGGUGGGCCCUGCUAUUUAGGGAGGCUUAGUCUCUUUGCCCCUCACCAUCGGGAUUGGCUGAACAUAACCAAACUGUCAGGCCUGGUAAGGCGGGAGAAACGUUCAAUAUCCGCGCUAGGUCCAGACUGUAAGGAUGAUGUAGAGCUUUGGUCUUUCACCGCUAGGGUGUUUGCCUCCCUUUUCGCACCUGGGGUUGCUGCUGCCCGGGCAUUGCGACAAAUAGAUAAGUUGGCAUGUUGGUCAGUUAAACAAGCCAAUGUAACGACCGACAUUUUACAGCAGCUGCUAGUAGAUCAGAAUAGCCUUAGACACGCUUUGCUUCAAAACCGCGCCGCUAUAGACUUCCUAUUGCUUGCCCAGGGCCAUGGGUGUGAAGAUUUUGAAGGUAUGUGUUGCUUUAAUCUGUCAGAUCAUAGUGAGUCAAUUCACAAAAAACUGACAUGGUUGAAGGAACAUACGCAGAAGAUAAAGCAGGAGAUGAGCCCCUUUGACGAAUGGCUUCAGUCUCUUGCUGGUGGACUUUCACCAUGGCUCCUGAGCCUUAUUAAGGAAGUGCUUCGCUUGCUAGGAAUAGUUCUUCUUGUACUCUUGAUUAUUAGGAUAGCCUACUCAUGCAUCUUGCGUGGUGUGGAGAAAGCAACCCGGGCACCCAUUCUGCUGGCCCAAAAACAAAACGGGGGAAUUGUUGAGGAAUGGCUAAGAGAGAAUGGGCAUGGAGAAUAUAUGAAAUUAGUGGGUCAGCAGAAUGAAGAGAUUGCAACAUGCUGAUGUGACAAAGUGACCAAGGACACUGUCCUUGGGCAAAGUGGUAAACAAGGGGAAAAAGGAUGUGUUUCCUGUUAUGAAGAAGGAACACAAUACUUGUUUUGAAGGAAAGGACCACACAAGUGCAUCCCGUAGAGCUAUAGAUAAGCAAUUGCUGACAGUGGAAUACCUUAGCUGCUUGCUAUAAAAGAACGCUGCUGCUCCAAUAAAGUUGUCACCUGCUUAUAAUCCAUA
Pogoniulus pusillus (Red-fronted tinkerbird) is the source of this 1914-nucleotide messenger RNA. RefSeq lists its product as uncharacterized. The transcript has a single exon. Bases 463 to 1683 code for a protein of 406 amino acids. The record is from RefSeq and is a predicted model, not a curated record. NCBI's taxonomy places the organism in Eukaryota, Metazoa, Chordata, Aves, Piciformes, Lybiidae.